AAAAAUAUAAUUUCAACAAUUUAUGGCAUAACCAACUCCAAGAAUUAUAAAAGAGACUUAAAAUUUAGCCAAAGAUAAGGUAUAAGGAAUAGAUGUGACUCCAGAUCCUUAAAAUUUUAAACAUUUUUUUGUAAUAAUAGUCGGGCCUCCUAAUACACCAUAUGAAGGAGGUGUAUUCGAUAUUGAAUUACUCUUACCUGAUGAUUAUCCUAUGGUAGUUUAAUUUAGAUUAUAUUUAUAGUCACCACCUAAAUGUGUUUUUAAUACUAAGAUUUAUCAUCCAAAUAUUGAUAAUUUAGGAAGAAUCUGCUUAGAUGUAUUAAAAGAUAAAUGGUCACCAGCAUUAUAAAUAAGAUCAAUUUUGCUAUCUAUCUAGGUGUUAUUGAGCUCACCAAAUCCAGUAUGAUUUGUAAUAAAUAAUUUUAAGGAUGAUCCAUUAAAUAAUGAAGCUGCUAAUUUAUGGAAAUCUAAUGAAGCUUAAGCUUUAAUAAAAGCAAGAGAAUAUACAUUAAAAUAUGCUAAAAAACAUUGA
This is a messenger RNA of Paramecium sonneborni, 532 nucleotides long. The record is from the annotation of a GenBank genome assembly. Lineage: Eukaryota; Ciliophora; Oligohymenophorea; Peniculida; Parameciidae.